AUGGUCCCAAAAUUUCGUGAUUCCUCUAGUCUUAAAAAAUUACGGUUAAUGUCGUUACCACCGAAGAAGCAAUAUGGUUUCAGAGUUUUCGUAUGUUCCUGUAUUUUUACGACUGUGACGAUAGCGCUUGUUUUGUGGGAUGAACGACGGCAACGCGAGAGGCGACAAGAAGGAGUGAAGAAGGAAAGAACGAGCGUGUUCGGGUCAACUAUGCUAAUCACAACGGGUUUGAUGGGGGGUCGUGGAACUGUUCGGUUAAUUGCAGCCAAGCCGACAAUGGAUUUGCUGAGGUUCGCUGGUUCAUUUCCAUUGAUUAACAACAAAUGGAAACCAGAUACCGUCUAUCUCUACCAAUUUCCACGUUCACCAGUUCUGCCCAAUCUUUCUCCUUUCUGUCUUAAGGUGGAAACGUUUUUACGAGUGAAUGGCAUCAAGUAUGAGGUCAUAGGGACAUUUCGCAAAUAUCGCUCAUCACGUGGUCUAUUACCAUUCAUUGAACUAAACGGCAAAAGGAUUGAAGACUCUCAAGUGAUCAUUUGGGAACUGCAAAAACAUUUCAAACUUGAGGAUGGGCUUACUGGCUCAGAACGUGGAACCGCACGUGCCUUAGAGCGUAUGGUUGAUGUUAGCACAUUCUACGCAAUGUUGUACGAUAAGUCGGUGAUAAAUGCACCAGCAUUUAUGAGUCGAGCGGUGACUGGUAUACCGUUGCCGGCGUUUCUUUCGAAUUGGUUGGCCAAAAGGUUCUCGGAGACGAUCAGAAAGCGGGUCAAUGGUGUUUUGGGUGGACUUCCAAGAGAAGACCUAAAGGAAUUAUUACGGCGGGAUAUUCGAGCGAUAGAUGAUAUUCUUCAAGACAAGAAAUUCUUGUUUGGUGGCAAAAUGACUGUGACAGACUGCGCUGUAUUUGGUCAACUUUCAACUACGUUUUUUCUUCCAUAUCGACAACUGAUCACGGAUCUGCUCGAAGAUGAAUUCCCUCGUGUUCGACAUUAUUUGCAAAGGAUCCGCCGACACUAUUAUCCUGAAUGGAAGGAUGAGUAA
Molecule: messenger RNA, 1044 nt
Organism: Necator americanus (New World hookworm)
Lineage: Eukaryota; Metazoa; Nematoda; Chromadorea; Rhabditida; Ancylostomatidae
Exons: 11
Coding region: 1-1044 (347 amino acids)
Cellular component (GO): cytoplasm
Source: RefSeq, a predicted model, not a curated record